AUGGAUCCUGUUCGACCACCCUUCAGGGGCCCUUCUCCUGGGCACCCAUCUCAGUAUGUACGGAUGCCAGGGUCUUGGAUACAUGCUCCUAAACCUUUGGACUCAGCUUUGGGCAGGGCAAGGCCUGUGGGCAGAGGCCAUGUAUUUGGAAAGCCAGAGGAACCCAGCCCACAGAGUGGGCCAGCACAAAGGGAACCUAUGGGUUUGGUCUCCAUGUUCCGAGGACUGGGCCUUGAAACAGCGUCACGGACUCCUCCGAAAUGGGAAAUGCCUUCUUUAGGUAGAGGCAUUUUAGGUCGAGGUUUGUCUACCAGUGUGUUGCACAAGGACAAAGAAGAAUCCCGUCCCACUUUUCCGGAUCCAUCAUUGUUGGCAGCUGGGGAUAGCAAGAUGGCAGAGGCCUCCAUUGGUUGGAAUAGAAUGCUUGGAAGAGGAAAUUCAGAUACAACUAUAUUACCAUUGGGAAGAGCAGCUGGUGGUAUAGGCAGAGGCGUGUACAAGGCUCCCGGUGCUGUAAGCAUGACUUCUCGGGGUCCUUCCCAGCAGCCGUCACCGCCACCUCUGCCGUUGUCAUCAUUGCACUCUCUGGAUCGGCUUCCACUGGGGACUGCAGAACACAAGGAAAAAGAGCGUCUUGUGAAGCAAGGAUCAAAAGGAAUACCUCAAUCUUUGGGAUUGAAUCUUAUCAAAAUACAGUGUCAUAAUGAAGCAGUUUACCAAUAUCAUGUGACUUUUAGCCCCAAUGUGGAGUGCAAAAGUAUGAGGUUUGGCAUGCUGAAGGACCAUCAAGCUGUCACUGGAAACGUCACUGCUUUUGAUGGAUCCAUUCUCUAUCUGCCUAUUAAGCUUCAACAAGUUCUUGAGUUAAAAAGUCAAAGGAAAACUGAUGGUGCCGAGAUCAGCGUUAAGAUUCAGUUGACCAAGAUCCUGGAGCCCUGUUCUGACUUGUGCAUUCCCUUCUACAAUGUUGUUUUCCGUCGGGUAAUGAAGCUUUUAGAUAUGAAGCUCGUGGGGAGAAAUUUCUAUGACCCAACAAGUGCUAUGGUACUGCAGCAACACAGAUUGCAGAUCUGGCCAGGCUAUGCAGCUAGCAUCCGGAGGACAGACGGUGGUCUCUUUCUGCUAGCUGAUGUCUCCCAUAAGGUCAUUCGAAAUGAUUCUGUGCUGGACGUCAUGCAUGCCAUGUAUCAGCAGAACAAAGAAAACUUCCAGGAUGAGUGCACUAAGCUUCUGGUCGGCAAUAUUGUCAUAACCCGAUACAACAAUCGCACCUAUCGUAUUGAUGAUGUGGAUUGGAAUAAGACUCCGAAAGAUAGCUUCACGAUGUCUGAUGGAAAGGAGAUCACAUUUUUGGAAUACUACAGCAAAAACUAUGGGAUCACAAUUAAGGAAGAGGACCAGCCACUACUGAUCCACAGGCCCAGCGAGAGGCAGAAUAAACAAGGCAUGCUGCUAAAAGGUGAAAUUCUGCUGCUGCCUGAGCUUUCCUUCAUGACUGGGAUCCCUGAGAAGAUGAAGAAAGACUUCAGAGCCAUGAAGGAUUUGACCCAGCAGAUCAACCUUAGCCCCAAACAGCACCAUAAUGCUUUGGAAUGCUUGCUACAGAGAAUUUCAAAGAAUGAGGCAGCCAGCAAUGAACUAACACGUUGGGGACUCUGUCUGCAGAAGGAUGUACAUAAGAUUGAAGGACGUGUUCUGCCAAUGGAAAGAAUUAACUUAAGAAAUACUUCAUUUAUCACAUCUCAGGAACUAAACUGGAUUAAGGAAGUGACCAGAGACCUUUCCAUUUUGACUGUCCCCAUGCAUUUCUGGGCACUGUUUUACCCAAAGAGAGCAAUGGACCAAGCCCGAGAACUGGUUAACAUGUUAGAGAAGAUAGCUGGCCCCAUUGGAAUGCGCCUGAGCCCACCAGCCUGGGUUGAACUAAAGGAUGAUCGAAUAGAGACCUAUGUCAGAACCAUUCAAUCCAUGCUUGGAGUUGAGGGGAAGAUACAGAUGGUCGUUUGCAUCAUCAUGGGGACACGUGAUGAUCUCUAUGGGGCCAUUAAAAAGCUAUGCUGUGUACAGGCUCCGGUGCCCUCACAGGUCAUCAAUGUCCGAACCAUUGGUCAGCCCACCAGGCUUCGGAGUGUGGCCCAGAAGAUUUUACUUCAGAUUAACUGUAAAUUGGGUGGCGAGCUCUGGGGAGUGGAUAUUCCUCUGAAACAGUUAAUGGUCAUCGGGAUGGACGUUUACCAUGACCCUAGCAGAGGCAUGCGCUCCGUGGUCGGCUUCGUGGCAAGCAUCAACCUCACUCUCACAAAAUGGUAUUCCAGAGUGGUAUUCCAGAUGCCUCAUCAGGAGAUUGUGGAUAGCCUGAAGCUGUGCCUGGUGGGCUCCUUAAAAAAGUUUUAUGAGGUGAACCACUGUCUCCCAGAGAAGAUUGUGGUGUACCGUGAUGGAGUGUCUGAUGGCCAGCUAAAGACAGUUGCCAACUAUGAGAUUCCUCAGCUACAAAAGUGUUUUGAAGCUUUUGAGAAUUAUCAGCCCAAGAUGGUGGUAUUCGUAGUUCAGAAGAAAAUCAGUACCAAUCUGUACCUGGCUGCUACUGAGCACUUUGUGACCCCCUCCCCUGGGACUGUGGUGGAUCAUACAAUAACAAGCUGUGAGUGGGUGGACUUCUACCUUCUUGCCCAUCACGUACGGCAGGGUUGUGGCAUUCCUACCCAUUAUGUGUGUGUUCUCAACACGGCAAACCUGAGUCCCGAUCAUAUGCAGAGGUUGACUUUCAAACUAUGCCACAUGUACUGGAAUUGGCCUGGUACCAUCAGAGUUCCAGCACCUUGCAAGUAUGCCCACAAGCUAGCUUUCCUGUCAGGACAAAUCUUGCAUCAUGAACCAGCCAUCCAGCUGUGUGAGAACCUGUUCUUCCUGUGACUGGACAACCAGGAUAUGGGCUCAUAUAGAGAAAUUAGACUUCUGAACUCAGUUGUAACUCAUGCAGGAUCCAUAGAGACUGAAAAGAUAUUUGUGUUCACGUUUUCCCUUUCGCCAACCCAGUAGAAUAAGAUUUCUUUUUUCUUUUUUCUUCUGUUUUAAACCUGGUAUCACCAAGAAGCAAUUUCCAUGCUAAGUAUCAGUUGGAAAUUGCCUUGUUGCCUUUGUAGGUCAAAUGGGGGCGACACUGCUACUGCGUAGAUGGAGUGGGUGAAUACGGGGGCACCCUGAAGAGCCUGCAAA
Molecule: messenger RNA, 3219 nt
Organism: Pteropus alecto (black flying fox)
Lineage: Eukaryota; Metazoa; Chordata; Mammalia; Chiroptera; Pteropodidae
Gene: PIWIL2
Product: piwi like RNA-mediated gene silencing 2
Exons: 22
Coding region: 1-2916 (971 amino acids)
Biological process (GO): regulatory ncRNA-mediated gene silencing
Cellular component (GO): P granule
Molecular function (GO): piRNA binding; protein binding
Source: RefSeq, a predicted model, not a curated record